AUGUCUGGCGACCUGACCUGGCGGCCGUUGCCGCAGGCCACAUCAUCUGACAUACCGAUGCUCCUGGUGUCGGUUAACAUUGGCACCGCCGCGUACACCGUUCGCAUCACUGACACGGCCAACAUUUGGGUUGAAAGCCUGGAUCGAAAGUCCAUUUGUAUGAGGGGGUGGAGUGAGAACACAAGCAUAGACCCCAGUGACACACCCGAGAAUAUGGCCAAGUUCCUUGGGAGUCUGAGAUCGGCCCUAGAUCCCACGCAACCGGGCCAUGAGCAGACUUCUCUCACCCUGUCACCAGGCUCCUCCACAGAGGCUGGAGAGAACGGCCUGACCCUCGUGGUUACUUGUCCGCUGCCGGGAUUUCAACCCCUGAAGUGGCCUAUUCAUCUUAAAAAGUCUCCGCCAUCGGCUAUUGCUACUGAUCUCGUUUUGCCUCUACUCGAGGCUCAAUUCACGAGAAAUCAAGAGGUGGAAUCGCUGGUGCAGGCACUAAACCAGAAAGACGCAGUCAUUGCAAAGUUGGCCGAUAAAUUGGAAGCUACCGGAACUGGACUUGAGCAUGUCUUUACCUCUCUUUCGGGAAAGAAAAAAGUGUCGAGAGCUACCGCGGAAGACAAGGUCAAGGGGUUGGCGCCGUUUCGCCAGAGUAGUUGGAAGUCAACUCUUAAUGCGAUUGAUGAUUACCCAACCAAUGUUGGUGAUCUUGCGCGGAAUGUGUUCAAUGGGGAAGGACUGAAUAGACGUUCCCUGAUACAAGUGGACGCAUCACCAGCACUGGAUAAAUGGUGGCAUGAUUUCAAGGGCACAUCAAAGCUGGUGCACCGGAACAAACAACAAACAACCACUACAACAAAAUCACAAUCGCCAGCUGCUAAAUCUACAAGUGCAGAAGAUGACGAUUUUCAAGUUCAGCCAACUCCUCCACACCUUCAGUCCAGGAAUAAAAGCUCGCCUAUAGCCAUCCCGGAUGAUGCUUCAACAGAGGACGAAGAGGAGUUGCCGACGGCGCCUCCUCCAGCAGCAUCGUCUGACAUGGAUCCGCAACCCAACACAGGAAAGUCUGCGUCACGUAUGGCGAAUAUCGGCUCGAGUGAAUCAAAGCCUGGAAUUUCAUUACAGGACACCAAAUCUACCGGAUCACGGGCGACGACGGCACCAGUCCCGAAAGAUGAUGAUGAAACAGCGUCUGAAGCUAGUGAUGAUGAAAUGCCCUCAGUCCAUCCUACAGCUUCCUCCGCGCCAACACCCAUACCCGCGCCAGCUGCAACCAAACCACCUUCUAAGGUAGGGGGUUUAGGUCGUAUCGGCGGCACUGCAAAGAUACGUGCAACAGAGGCACCAAAAGGUGUCGAGGCGAAGGAGGACACGGAGGCCCGGCCGACCGCAAAGCCUCCCACUCCGAAGAAGCUGGGAGUUAUUGGGAAGAAGGCUGACACGGGAGGCUCAAAAGCGCCUACGGCGGAUAAUACUUCCAAGCGUGGUCGCACGGCAGAGCGCGAAGAGCUUCAACUUGAAAAUGAACCCAGAGAAACCUCACAGGAACGUGCUGAUCGAAGGCGGGAAGAGUUGAAAAAAGAACUUGAGAAGAAGGCAGCGGCGGGGCCGGCGAAGAAAAAGAGGCGGUUCUAA
Messenger RNA from Trichoderma breve, 1629 nucleotides. RefSeq lists its product as uncharacterized. Lineage: Eukaryota; Fungi; Ascomycota; Sordariomycetes; Hypocreales; Hypocreaceae. Bases 1 to 1629 code for a protein of 542 amino acids. The record is from RefSeq and is a predicted model, not a curated record. Gene Ontology annotation, molecular function: DNA end binding. The transcript has a single exon. Gene Ontology annotation, cellular component: nucleus; DNA ligase IV complex. Gene Ontology annotation, biological process: double-strand break repair via nonhomologous end joining.